AUGUCGGACGUCCGGUCCAAGAACCCGUACGAGCUUCUUGGCAAUGACCCGGAGCUCGAUCCCAACAGAGAGCCAGAACCUCCAGUGAAGGUCAUCGACAAGAACCCCCCUCGCCGUGGAAAGCGUGAUGGGCCAAAUGAGCCUCGCGAAACCACGGCUCCUCGUGCCAACAACCGUGGACCCAGACUCCCAGCAAACGAGCAAGCAUUCCGUGACCGCAAUGCCGGAGCUCAGAGCAACCGCAACAGGCCCACCGAUGGUCCUGACGACCGGGCUCCUCCAGCUGCCCACAAGAACCGUGACGCCCGCGGUAACAUGAUCCGCGACGACCGUCACUCUCGCACUGACAGAGUUGUCACAGAUAAGCAAGUCGAGCAGGGCUGGGGAUCCCGCUCUGGUGAAUCCGCCCUCAAGGAUGAGCGUGCCGGAGAAGCCAUUGCCCGUGGCGAUGAAAAGGACGCCGCUGAGGCCGGUGCUGAAGAGCCAGAGGAAGUGCCAGAAGACAAGAGCAAAUCAUAUGCCGACUACCUUGCAGAGCAAGCCGAGGCUAAGCUCGAGCUCAGCGCAAAGGAAUCCCGCAAGGCCAACGAAGGCACCAAGGUCGACAAGAAAUGGGCUAACGCCAAGGAGCUCAAGCGCACCGAUGAGGAGGAAGAAGCCUACAUCAAGGGCCAGAGCAAGGAGGACAAGGCCAAGCGAGAGCGUCAACGCAAGGAGAAGAACGUCCUCGAAGUCGACAUGCGCUUCGUCGAAGCUCCCCGCCGCGGCGGUGAUUCCUUCCGUGGCCGCGGCCGUGGUGGCGAUCGUGGUGACCGUGGCGGUGAACGCGGUGGCCGUGGUGGCCGUGGAGGACGUGGUGAGUUCCGUGGUGGUCGUGGCAACGGUCGCGGCACUGGAGCUCCUCGCGGUGGUCCUCCCCACGCCGCCAACGCUGGCCCUACCGUCGACGAGAAGAACUUCCCUUCUCUCGGAGGCAAAUAA
Molecule: messenger RNA, 981 nt
Organism: Arthroderma uncinatum
Lineage: Eukaryota; Fungi; Ascomycota; Eurotiomycetes; Onygenales; Arthrodermataceae
Product: telomere and ribosome associated protein Stm1
Exons: 5
Coding region: 1-981 (326 amino acids)
Cellular component (GO): cytoplasm; nucleus
Molecular function (GO): RNA binding
Source: RefSeq, a predicted model, not a curated record